Molecule: messenger RNA, 1271 nt
Organism: Equus quagga
Lineage: Eukaryota; Metazoa; Chordata; Mammalia; Perissodactyla; Equidae
Gene: CEBPD
Product: CCAAT enhancer binding protein delta
Exons: 1
Coding region: 69-884 (271 amino acids)
Biological process (GO): DNA-templated transcription; regulation of cell differentiation; regulation of transcription by RNA polymerase II
Molecular function (GO): DNA-binding transcription factor activity, RNA polymerase II-specific; RNA polymerase II cis-regulatory region sequence-specific DNA binding
Source: RefSeq, a predicted model, not a curated record
AAAGGCGGCGGGCCCGGCCCAGCGAGCUGACAGCCGCGCUCACACACCCAGCCUGGCCCGACGCCGCCAUGAGCGCCGCGCUCUUCAGCCUGGACGGCCCGGCGCGGGGCGCGCCCUGGCCCGCGGAGCCGGCGCCCUUCUACGAGCCUGGCCGGGCCGGCAAGCCGGGCCGCGGAGCCGAGCCGGGGGGCCUGGCCGAGCCGGGCGCCGCUGCCCCCGCUAUGUACGAUGACGAGAGCGCCAUCGACUUCAGCGCCUACAUCGACUCCAUGGCCGCCGUGCCUACCCUGGAGCUGUGCCACGACGAGCUCUUCGCCGACCUCUUCAACAGCAACCACAAGGCGGGCGCGGCGGGCGCGGGCGCCCUGGAGCUCCUGCCCGGCGGCCUCGCGCGACCCCCCGGGCCGGGCCCCGCCGCCCCGCGACCGCUCAAGCGCGAGCCCGACUGGGGGGACGGCGACGCGCCCGGCUCGCUGCUGCCGGCGCAGGUGGCCGCGUGCGCGCAGACCGUGGUGAGCCUGGCGGCCGCCGCGCAACCCACACCACCCACGUCGCCGGAGCCGCCGCGCUGCAGCCCCGGGCCGAGCCCCGCGCCCGGCCCGGCCCGGGAGAAGGGCGCCGGCAAGAGGGGCCCGGACCGCGGCAGCCCGGAGUACCGGCAGAGGCGCGAGCGCAACAACAUCGCCGUGCGCAAGAGCCGCGACAAGGCCAAGCGGCGCAACCAGGAGAUGCAGCAGAAGCUGGUGGAGCUGUCUGCCGAGAACGAGAAGCUGCACCAGCGCGUGGAGCAGCUCACGCGGGACCUGGCCGGCCUCCGGCAGUUCUUCAAGCAGCUGCCCAGCCCGCCCUUCCUGCCGGCCGCGGGGGCCGCGGACUGCCGGUAACGUGCGGCCCGGGCAGGAGAGACUCACCAACGACCGAUACCUCAGACCCGAUGGGCCGGAGCGGAGCGCGCCCUGCCGGAUGCCGCGAGGGCCGCCCGGCGUCGGCUACAGUUUCUUUGGGACUUAUGAGCGAAAGGAAGCUUCAGCCUGGACUUACCACCACUGAACUUCGAGAAAAGCUAUACGUGUUUAUUUUCCCUUAAAUUAUUUUUAUAAUGGUAGCUUUUUCUACAUCGUACUCUUAUUGAUUGCAGCUAAGGUACAUUUGUUAAAAAACCAAAACUUUUCAGACAGACCCUUUGUAUUGUAGAUAAAAAGACGGAGCAUGCUCACUUUUUUGUAUUAAUUUUUACAGUGUUUGUAAGAAUAAAGAAGCAUUUAAAACCA